Pygoscelis adeliae (Adelie penguin) is the source of this 801-nucleotide messenger RNA. It is a transcript of the gene CLDN10, whose product is annotated as claudin 10. Gene Ontology annotation, biological process: cell adhesion; bicellular tight junction assembly. The record is from RefSeq and is a predicted model, not a curated record. Bases 18 to 554 code for a protein of 178 amino acids. Gene Ontology annotation, molecular function: structural molecule activity. The transcript has 5 exons. Gene Ontology annotation, cellular component: plasma membrane; bicellular tight junction. NCBI's taxonomy places the organism in Eukaryota, Metazoa, Chordata, Aves, Sphenisciformes, Spheniscidae.
UUUUCCAGGGUCUUUGGAUGAACUGUGCCGGCAACGCACUGGGUGCUUUUCACUGCAGACCCCACCUUACUAUCUUCAAAGUAGAAGGUUACAUCCAAGCCUGCAGAGGACUGAUGAUCUCUGCCGUCUGCCUGGGCUUCUUCGGUGCCGUUUUUGGACUGGUUGGGAUGAAGUGUACAAAAGUCGGAGGCUCCGAUCAGACUAAAGCAAAAAUAGCUUGUUUAGCUGGACUGAUUUUCAUACUCUCUGGGUUGUGCUCUAUGACUAGUUGUUCCCUGUAUGCAAACAGGAUUACGUCUGAGUUCUUUGAUCCUUCUUUUGUUGCACAAAAGUAUGAAUUAGGAGCAGCUUUGUUCAUUGGAUGGGCUGGAGCUUCACUCUGCAUAAUCGGUGGCAGUAUAUUCUGCUUCUCAAUAGCUGAAAACAGUAAUUCUCCAAGGAGGGGGUAUGCAUAUAAUGGAGCCACAUCUGUGAUGUCUUCUCGUACAAAGGUCCACAACAGUGUCCCAGACAAAACCCCACCAAAGCACUUUGACAAGAACGCUUACGUUUAACGGUACUGUUGGGAGAUUCAGAGCGUUUUAAAAAUGAGUUUGUAUGUUUCAUGCAGAGUGAUUUCCCCCCACCCCAAUGUAAUUACUACUAAGAUGAUGACUUUUUAAAACAUUAACUUGCAGCUUUUUACAUAUUGAUGUAAAUUUAUUAUAUAAUAUUUUAAGAUUGAUGUUGGUAUUGUAAAGUUUAUACCUGGAAAUCAUGAGCUGACGUUGCUUUCCUGAAAAAAAUAAACGGUGUAUUUAC